CAACCUAAUGUUAUAGAUAUUGCAACAUUGAUAGAAACAUAGAUACUGUAUGUUUAUAUUCAAUUUAUUGCGUGAAUAAAGUUUUUCCCGAAACGCACGAGAUUGAGCACUGUGAAUGACUACAAUAUCUACCUUGAUACAAAGGGAUCAUACCAACAGAGAUCAAAGCUGAAGAGAGAAAAUGUCAAAACCGGUUGUUGCUGCAGGGUUGGUUGUUUUCAGACGGGUCGCUAAAGAGAUUCAGUACCUGAUGUUACAAGCGUCGUAUGGAGAUUUUCAUUGGUCGCCUCCAAAGGGUCAUGUAGAUAAGGGCGAGACUGAGAGACAAGCUGCAUUGAGAGAAACAGAAGAAGAAGCUGGUAUAACAUUAGAUCAGCUUCACCUCUAUGAAGAUUUCAAAGAUGAAUUACAUUAUGUAGUUAGAGGAAAACCAAAAAAAGUCAUUUACUGGUUAUCUGAGCUCAAGAACCCAGAAUUUUCUGUGAAAUUGUCAAAGGAGCAUAAGGAUAUGAAGUGGUUAAAUAUAGAAGAUGCUGUAGAGAUUGCAAAGUAUGAAGAUCUGCGACAAACUUUAAAGAAAGCUCACUCAUAUAUCAGUUCUUUAGGCUCCUAGUAACUUUGAGAAAACAUAAACUUUAUUUCAUGGCAAGACUAUACAGUACAUUAAUUCCCUUCAAAUUCUUGAAAAAAGUAGAAUUACAGGCUUAUCUAUAUAGUUAAAUUACAAGUGUUUACAAAUCAGUUGAAAGUACAAUGUACAUUGUUUCAUUGCAAAUUCCUUUCGAGAUCUUGACAUUACAUUAGUUGGUUUGCAUGUAGGUACCGUAAGGUACACAAGAAUGAAGAACACUGACAAUUGAUAAUGAUUUAUUUGUGUCAUUGUUUUAAAACAAACAAUAAAAGUUGUAAAAAUA
Ruditapes philippinarum (Manila clam) is the source of this 914-nucleotide messenger RNA. Its product is annotated as bis(5'-nucleosyl)-tetraphosphatase [asymmetrical]-like. The record is from RefSeq and is a predicted model, not a curated record. Bases 182 to 613 code for a protein of 143 amino acids. Gene Ontology annotation, biological process: ATP biosynthetic process; AMP biosynthetic process. The transcript is spliced from 2 exons. Gene Ontology annotation, molecular function: bis(5'-nucleosyl)-tetraphosphatase (asymmetrical) activity. Lineage: Eukaryota; Metazoa; Mollusca; Bivalvia; Venerida; Veneridae.